AUGUCCACGAUAAUUCGGGACAUUAUUAUUUCCCAGCUGCAGCAACUCCAGGGUGUAGCAGCAGUUGUCAUACAGCUGGUAGCUUUCACACUCACUCUUUACAGCAGCAAUGCCUAUUGGGCACAGCCUUACCACACGUCUCAAAUGACUGGGCGAGACUGGGUACAUGAGCUAAUGGCUGGCCACCCUGAACGCAUCUAUAAUGAGCUUGGGGUACAUCUUCAUGUCUUUGCUGGCCUGUUGAUUGAGUUUGCGGGGCAUGGGUUAUUCAGACUCCAGGAAUGGGCUAUGGGAAAUCAACGACCACAAAACCGGGAGGAGUUGUUCAAUCUUCGACAUGCUCAAGCCCGUAAUAUCAUUGAACGGAUUUUUGGCGUGAUUAAGAAACGCUGGCGAAUUCUUACUAUUCCACCAGCAUACCGGAUGAGCCUACAGGCCCGUAUACCUCCUGCUCUGGCUGCGCUUCACAACUUCAUUAUCGAGACUGAUCUGGAAGACCGUCUUGAUCCAACUGUCCGGGAUGACCCCAGUCCUGGAUAUGAUCCGCGUGCUGAUAUUGGUGUCUGCAGCAAACCGAUGUGGGAGCAGUAUGAGCAAUACAUGGACCUUGAUGAAUCAGAGGACGAGACAGAAAUCGGUGAGCCUGAUGAAGAGGGCUACCAGUCUGCAAUGAACGAUGAAGAAGAUGACAAUUGA
This is a messenger RNA of Mycena indigotica, 696 nucleotides long. RefSeq names its product DDE Tnp4 domain-containing protein. NCBI's taxonomy places the organism in Eukaryota, Fungi, Basidiomycota, Agaricomycetes, Agaricales, Mycenaceae. The transcript has 4 exons. The record is from RefSeq and is a predicted model, not a curated record. Bases 1 to 696 code for a protein of 231 amino acids.